AUGACUAAUAGUGAUGAUUUAACUGUAGCAACAACAACAACAACAACAACAUCAAAUACAACUAUGAAUACUAAUACAAAAUCAUUUGUUGAUGAUCUAAAUUGGAAAGAAAAAUUAAAAUUACCACCAAAAGAUAAUCGACCAAAAACAUCGGAUGUUACUAAUACAAAAGGACAUAGUUUUGAAGAUUAUUGUCUUAAACGUGAAUUACUUAUGGGUAUUUAUGAAAAAGGUUGGGAAAAACCAUCACCCGUACAAGAACAAUCUAUUCCAAUAGCAUUAACUGGUCGUGAUGUUCUUGCACGUGCAAAAAAUGGUACAGGAAAAACAGGUGCAUAUACAAUACCAAUUAUUGAACGUAUUGAUCCAAAUAAAAAUAUUGUUCAAGCAGUUAUAUUAGUUCCAACACGUGAAUUAGCAUUACAAACAAGUGCUAUAUGUAUGGAACUUUCUAAACAUAUUCAAUUACGUGUUAUGGUUACAACUGGUGGUACAUCAUUGCGUGAAGAUAUAUCACGUUUACAAGAAAUUGUUCAUAUUAUUAUAGCAACACCUGGUCGUUUAUUAGAUUUAGUUAAUAAAAAUUUAGCUAAAAUUGAUUCAUGUCGUGUUAUUGUAUUGGAUGAAGCUGAUAAAUUACUUUCACAAGAUUAUAAUCAUUUAUUAGAUGAAUUAUUAUAUACAAUGCCAAAUGAUCGACAAGUAAUGCUUUUUUCAGCAACAUUUCCUUUAAUUGUUGAUGAUUUUAUUAAAAAACAUAUGAAACAACCAUAUGAAAUUAAUUUAAUGGAAGAAUUAACACUUAAAGGUAUUACUCAAUAUUAUGCAUUUGUACAAGAACGACAAAAAAUUCAUUGUUUAAAUACACUUUUUUCAAAAUUACAAAUUAAUCAAUCGAUUAUAUUUUGUAAUUCAACACAACGUGUUGAACUUUUAGCUAAAAAAAUAACUGAAUUAGGUUAUUCAUGUUAUUAUAUACAUUCAAAAAUGCGACAAGAACAUCGUAAUCGUGUAUUUCAUGAUUUUCGUACUGGUCUUUGUCGUAAUCUUGUUUGUUCGGAUUUAUUUACUCGUGGUAUUGAUAUUCAAGCUGUUAAUGUUGUAAUUAAUUUUGAUUUUCCACGUUACAGUGAAACAUAUCUUCAUCGUAUUGGUCGUUCAGGUCGUUAUGGUCAUUUAGGUCUUGCAAUAAGUUUAAUAACAUAUGAUGAUCGAUUUACUGUACACAAAAUUGAACAAGAAUUAGGUACAGAAAUUUUACCUAUACCACGUCAUAUUGAUGAAAAUUUAUAUGUGGCUAAAGUAUCAACUAUUGAACAAUCAAUUGAUGAACAACAAACAGAUAAAUGA
Rotaria sp. Silwood1 is the source of this 1350-nucleotide messenger RNA. NCBI's taxonomy places the organism in Eukaryota, Metazoa, Rotifera, Eurotatoria, Philodinida, Philodinidae. The record is from the annotation of a GenBank genome assembly.